Messenger RNA from Chrysoperla carnea, 896 nucleotides. RefSeq names its product cleavage and polyadenylation specificity factor subunit 5-like. The record is from RefSeq and is a predicted model, not a curated record. Bases 48 to 767 code for a protein of 239 amino acids. The transcript is spliced from 5 exons. Gene Ontology annotation, cellular component: mRNA cleavage factor complex. Lineage: Eukaryota; Metazoa; Arthropoda; Insecta; Neuroptera; Chrysopidae. Gene Ontology annotation, molecular function: mRNA binding.
CUUCCGUCGGCUUCGUUAAUACAUAGUUUUAUAAACAAUUUGUCAUCAUGGCUAUGAGUGUAGCACCUCCAGUUCAAAAACCAGGAAAUAUGGCCGGUAGUGGAUGGCCAAGAAGAAAUAGUCAAGGUACAGCAAAUAACUUUGAUGGCAACAAAUUCCCACCAAAUCCUGCACUUACAAUAAACAGAACAAUUAACUUAUAUCCACUAACAAAUUAUAUAUUUGGAACAAAAGAACCUUUAUUUGAAAAAGAUCCAAGUGUACCUGCACGAUUUCAACGUAUGCGUGAUGAAUUUGAACGAAUUGGAAUGCGGCGAAGUGUUGAAGGGGUUUUAUUAGUACAUGAACACGGUUUACAUCAUGUACUGUUAUUACAGUUGGGCACAACGUUUUUUAAAUUACCAGGUGGUGAAUUAGCACCUGGUGAAGAUGAAGUUGAGGGACUUAAAAGACUUUUAACGGAGACGCUGGGUAGACAAGAUGGUGUCAAGCAGGAAUGGUUAGUGGAAGAUAUUAUCGGCAAUUGGUGGAGACCGAAUUUUGAACCGCCACAAUAUCCAUAUGUACCACCGCACAUAACACGACCAAAAGAACAUAAGAAGCUAUUCCUUGUCCAGCUCCCAGAAAAGGCUUUGUUUGCGGUACCUAAAAACUACAAGUUAGUAGCAGCACCUUUAUGUGAACUUUAUGAUAAUUCUCAAGGAUAUGGGCCGAUUAUAUCUUCACUGCCACAAGCACUUUGCAGGUUCAAUUUUAUCUACAUGUGAAUAAUGACAUGAAGUCUGAUCUCUGAUGUUUGGAAUGCAAAAUGACGAUGAUUCCCGUGGAGGAGAUUAAAAACGAAUGAUCAAUUAAAAAAUUGUACUUUUAAUUAUUUAAAUUAAGUCUUAUUUUAA